Molecule: messenger RNA, 3630 nt
Organism: Dichotomopilus funicola
Lineage: Eukaryota; Fungi; Ascomycota; Sordariomycetes; Sordariales; Chaetomiaceae
Product: CHAT domain-containing protein
Exons: 2
Coding region: 1-3630 (1209 amino acids)
Molecular function (GO): protein binding
Source: RefSeq, a predicted model, not a curated record
AUGGCAGCCCCCCGUACUCUGCCUCCCGUCCCACAACGCACGCUCGUCUCCCCCUCCGACUUCGACUCCAACCGCGAAGCCCUCCGCCUGCUCUUAACUGGAUCCACCGACCCCGACUCCAAAGCCAGCCAACACAGCCGCCGCGCAAGCGUCCUCCGUCAAGCCUACGAGCAUGACCCGACCGCACAGAAUGCGCUCCUCCUCCUAGAGGAGGCCGUUGAGGCCGCCCGAGCCGCCGUGAAGCACACGUCCCCGCGGGAUAGAUUUUAUCGCCCGGCGCGGCUCAGUGACUUGUCCCGGCUCCUGCAGAUGCUUUAUGAGCACUACCCGGUUGUGCCCACCACCACUACCGACCAAGAAGCUCAAGGAGGAACACGAGCCUCCCUCGCAUUUGAAGCCAUCUCCAUCGCUCGCGAAGCCGCCGAACUGACCCCCGCUGAUCCCAACAGCGGCAGCCGUGCGGCGCGAUACUCCCAGCUUGCCCGUCUGCACAUGCAGCUGCGGUUCAAAGCGACAACCACCAAGGACCUCGCAUCGUUGGACGACGCUAUCGUGGCCGCCCGAAUAGCAGUCGAUGCCACCCCGCCGGGCUACAUCCACGACGCUGCUGCGCGCCGCGGUGUACUUGCCCACGCGCUGGAGACACGAUUCCGGCAGGUGCAUCGGGAGGGAGACCUGCGCGAGGCUAUCCAGGAGGUGGAACGGGCCGUGGCCGUCACGGGUGGUAGUGGGGUUCCCGGGUCGGUUCACAUACCACAGGGUGACCAUGCUGGCCUGGUAGGACACCUGGCGUUGAUGUGCGGCCGGCUGUGGCUGCUGCGCCGUGACGCGGGCGAUAUUCGUUUGCUGGACGAUGCGGUGCGGUAUGGCAGUUUGGCGGAGAGCUUGACGCCAGACUCGGACCUUGACAAGAAGGCGGCUAGGCUACGGAACGCGAGCAUGAUGCUGCUUAGACGAUACGAGGCGCAGCGGGCCCCGUUACGGAAGAGGGUGGACUUAGACGAGGCUGUGCGGCUGGCGCAGGACAGCUUGAACCGUACAGUGUCGUUGUCCGAUCAUCAGGACCGGGACAAGAAGCUGGGCUCUCGGCGGGCUCAUCUCGCGCGGGUGCAGCUGGCACGGUACGAGUACCUGCGGGACGACGAAGCCGACCUUGAGCGCGCUGUUGAGAACGCCCGGCGGGCGUUGACAGCCCCGGGAACCAAAUGGCACAGGUGCGCGGCGCUGACUAUACUGGGGACCGCGCAUCAACUGCUUUUCCGAAGCAGACUUGACAGCAAGUACCUUGAACUGGCGAUCGAUUUUGCCCAGGACGCCGUCGAAGAGAUGCCGAAACCCGCCGCAGGGAUGCUGAGCAACUUCGCGAACGCGCUGCUGUUGGGCUUUCGACGGUUCCGGGAAUCGCCGUAUCUCGACGCUGCCCUGUUGUACGCCGAAAAGGCCCUCGAGGUGUCCAGUGGUUCUCAGUACAACGACUCGGACCGCGCCGCCCGGCACUCGGAUCUUGCUGACAUCUACGGGGCGAAAGCGAGAAAGGCAGCGGAUGGUGACGGUAGCGGUGUCGAUGGAAAUAAAAGUGUUGAGUUACUGCACAUGGCGCUGCACCACGCGCUCGCGGCACUCCGGCUCACGCAGCCCUCAGAUCCCCAUCGGCUCCGGCGGCUGAGCAUCUACGGCAGCGCCGUGGCUGUUUUCCGCCAGGAGGUCCCCGAGGCCGGCGUCCCCUCGUUGGACCGGACCAUCCAAGAGGUUGAGGAGAUGGUCGGCUCCGGGGCGGGCGUUAUCACAGGGGGCGCAAUAGAGGGCCACGACCUGGGUGCGCUCCGGAGUAAUCUCGGACGCAUGCUCGAGGCGCAGGGCCAGCUGAGCCGGGCGCGGGAUGUUUAUGAACAGGUGGGAAUGUCGGCCGCUUCGCUGCCCAUGACGCGCAUCCUGGCGCUGCGCAAGGCCGGCAUCCUGUAUGCCAACGAGGCUAAGUGGUCGGACGCGCUCACCAUGUUCCGCGAGGCUAUCUCGUUGCUUUCCCGGGGUCAGGCGCUGCAGUCGCUUCGCCUCGACGACCAUGAGGACACCCUCUCGCAUCUUUCUGGCCUGGCCUCACUAUCUCCGGUCGCGGCCCUUUAUGCGGGCGAGUCGCCCCGGGAGGCGCUUGUCUGGGCGGAAAGGGGCCGGGGCAUCAUUGCUAAACUUGCCGUGAACGCUCCACUUCAACUGAUUCAAGACCACCGAAGUGGCAACGGCAAAGGGCAAAAUCCAACCGGCAGCAGUAUCUUUGGACAUGUCAAACAACUGUUCACCGCCACAUCCAGGGCCACCUGGCGGAGCUGGCGCGGCCUGAUGCCUCCUCUCCCAGCCCUCCAAGAACACGAGGCACCCCCAUCCGCACCCCCAGUCGGCGGUCUCCUCUCCGACGUUGAAACCAAGCUGACCGACGCUGAACUGCGCAAGCUCGCCGAGCCGGGGCCCAUCAUAUCAUACACGACCUCCCGAUACGGCAGCACCAACGGUAACGGCGCCUUCAUUAUCACGGCCCAGCACGGCGUCCAGUUUCUGCCCCUGCCCGCCCUCCAUCACAUCGACGUCGAGCGCAGGACCCGCAUCCUCCACAGCAUCCGAAACAGUGCCCGUUUCCGCCGCCGAGACAACACGGCGUUGAACGAGGACAUCCUCCCGUGGCUGUGGCAUACGGCUGUUGAGCCUGUGUUGCACCAGCUGGAUGCGACACUAACCUUGCGUACCACCAGAUCCAGCCAAGAUCAAGACGGCCAGCGGUUGCUCCCGCGGGUGUGGUGGGUGUCUGGUGGUCUGUUGGGCUCGUUCCCACUGCAUGCGGCGGGGACGGAUUGGGGGCCGACAUCACGAGACUGUGCUAUGCGACGGGUCGUGUCGUCGUAUGUGCCGUCAGUCAUGGGGUUGUGGCUGGCGCGGACGGUAACAGCAGACUUACCACCGCCAGAAGUAAAACCAGACGACCCUGACUCCAAAUCGAACAUCAAGCAACUUCUCUUCAUCGCCGUGCCACAACCCGCAGACGGAAGGAUGCCCGAGCUAAACGUCAAAGCGGAGCUGAAGGCCCUCGAAGAGAGCGCCGAUGGCGUCCUGGACAUAGAACCACUAUGGAACCCAGACAAACGCAUCGUGUUGGACCGCCUGGCCGGUGAUGACGCCACCGUCGUGCAUUUUGCAUGUCACGGGACGUCGGAGCAGGAGCAGCCGUCGAAGAGCGCGUUGUUGCUACGGGAGGAGCGACUUACAGCCGGCGAGCUGAUGACUCUAUACGUAGGAUCCGGGGCAGGGAAACAGCCAGGUCCGGAGCUAGUGGACGAGGCUAUUCACCUUGCCAGCGCGUUGUUUUGGUUUGGGUUCCCAAAUGUGGUGGGGCCGUUGUGGGAGGUGCUGGACCGAGCGGCGCGGCAGGUCACGGGGGACUUUUAUGAGCACCUUGCGAAGAGCGUUUUUCUUUUUGAGGCGGGAGGUGAUGGGAAGGGGAAGAGGAACAAAAAGGGACGGGAAUUACCGCCGAGAGCGGUUGCGGAUGCGUUGCAUGAGGCUAUCCUUGCGCGUCUCCAGGACAGUACGGCGAGGUUGGACUAUGCGAGUUGGGCGUCGUUUGUUCAUGUUGGGAUUUGA